CUUACCUUGGAGAUGUCAAAAUAUUUCAUGUCUUUUCUAUGUGUAACUAACGAUACCUUUAAAUUUUGAGACUAUAACCAAAUUUUAUUUUCUUUAGGUAAACAAUUUAGAGUUUGCUUCCAUGAUUUUUGAGAAGUAAUAAACUAAGCAAAGUUAGCAAUAUUAUUAUUGUGUAUUUAGAAGUCACAAUCAAAUGAUCAAUAAACCACGCUUCUCUUGCUUUCGCUUUAAAUUACUCAACCAUAUUGUAUUUCUUUCUUCUCUUCUUUCCCGCAAUAUCUACUCUCUUUUUUUUUCCUCCAUAAAGAUACUUCAUUAGCAAUGGAAGAAGAUAACGGCGAAAGACAACGUGACAACGUCGGAAGUUCCUCUUUCUUUAAGACAUGUUUCAACGCACUCAAUGCUCUUUCAGGAGUUGGGAUAUUGUCGGUACCAUAUUCACUUGCUCGUGGAGGAUGGUUGAGUCUUUCACUUCUGUUACUCCUAGCCGCAACCGCCUUCUACACAUCCUUGCUCAUUACAAAAUGUAUGAAUGCGGACCGCAACAUCAAAACAUAUCCGGACAUUGGAGAACGCGCAUUUGGUAGACCAGGGAGAAUCAUUGUGUCACUCUUCAUGCACCUAGAACUCUAUCUAGUCACCACAGGUUUCUUGAUCCUCGAGGGAGAUAAUCUUCACAAUCUUUUCCCCGGAUUUAACAUAAAAAUGAUCGGAUUGAGAUUGAAUGGCAAACAAGCGUUCAUGGCCACUGUCUCACUCGUUAUCAUGCCGACUCUAUGGUGGGAUAAUCUUAGCGUCUUGUCUUAUGUUUCUAUGAGUGGGGUUUUAGCUACGACUGUGACUCUUGGAUCAAUAUCGUGGGUUGGAGCAUUUGAUGGAAUUGGGUUUCAUCAAAAGGGAAAGUUGAUUAAUUGGAGUGGGAUCCCUACAGCUUUGAGCUUAUAUGCUUUUUGCUAUGGUGCGCAUCCAGUUUUGCCCACUUUGUAUUCUUCUAUGAAAAGCAAACAUCAGUUCAACAAUGUCCUACUUGUGUGUUUUAUGUUAUGCACCAUAGGAUACACCUCAAUGGCGGUAUUGGGCUACUUGAUGUAUGGAUCACAAACAUUAUCACAAAUAACACUGAAUCUUCCAGUUCAUAAGACGAGUUCGAAGGUGGCUAUAUACACAACCCUAGUAAACCCUGUAGCCAAAUACGCAUUGAUGAUCACACCAACGGUGAACACCAUAAAAGAUUGGUUUCCUUCGAGUUACGCCAAAAAGACAUACUUGCAUCUCCUGAUCAGCACGUUUUUCAUAAUAAGUAGCGUCUUCAUCGCCGAGACACUUCCCUUUUUCGGCUAUAUGAUGUCGCUGGUUGGAGCGUUACUGAGCGUCACGGUUUCCAUACUUCUGCCUUGUUUGUGUUACUUGAAGAUCUCUGGAAAUUACAAGAAGAUUGGGUUUGAGACUAUAAUGUUGUGUGGAAUGGUGGUGUUGAGUGUUUUUGUUGGAGUUUUAGGUACUUACAUUGCUAUCAGAGAAAUAAUUGGAAGUGUAUAAUAAAACAAAUUAAAAUA
Camelina sativa (false flax) is the source of this 1556-nucleotide messenger RNA. The record is from RefSeq and is a predicted model, not a curated record. Lineage: Eukaryota; Viridiplantae; Streptophyta; Magnoliopsida; Brassicales; Brassicaceae.